AUGCUAAUUGCUGGAAGAGGUCAAACGGCGUCGGCGGCGACACGCUCGGAUAAUUAUCGAGGUGGCCAAUUGAGCUCACAGACAAUUAUCUCGUUAAAAGGCCGACGCGCGGCGAUGGCUCCGACGUCGGGCGCGUCGAUUCAGGACACUCGCUUCGAAGAGGCUUCUCUGCGCGUAAUCGGAAAAUCCUCGCAGCGCGAAGCCCCUCGGCGCGGAUGUAAUUCGACCCGCGGGCGAGACGAUUAA
Messenger RNA from Leptosia nina, 246 nucleotides. The record is from the annotation of a GenBank genome assembly. NCBI's taxonomy places the organism in Eukaryota, Metazoa, Arthropoda, Insecta, Lepidoptera, Pieridae.